Micropterus salmoides (largemouth bass) is the source of this 2456-nucleotide messenger RNA. Its product is annotated as growth hormone-regulated TBC protein 1-A-like. The coding region runs from base 181 to 1248 and encodes 355 amino acids. The record is from RefSeq and is a predicted model, not a curated record. The transcript has 8 exons. Lineage: Eukaryota; Metazoa; Chordata; Actinopteri; Centrarchiformes; Centrarchidae.
AACUAGCCCCUCCUCUCACUCUAAAUACUGUAAGGUGAGACAUUUGAAAUUCAGGCCGCUUUGUUAUUUACUUUGACAGCAGCCAGUACUUUUCCAAUUAAGACAAAUGAAAUAGCCUCCUCAGUGCAUCAGUUGGUUAAAGCCUGGGUGGACUACUGUACCUGCAGUACAUGACGCACAAUGGAAAUGGAAAUGAAAGGAAAUGCUUCCCAACCACUUACAUGCAAUGUUGGCAGUGGAAGCAGGAUUGACCCCUAUGGCUUUGAGAGACCUCACGAUUUUGAACCCUACAAGGAGAUGAUGAAUGAGUAUGAAGCUGUCCUCAAUAGAAGGUCGAUGAGAUGGUCCAAGCUCCUUCAAGAGAAACCCCAUGUGGAGAAGAACUUGACAAGCACAAUGAAAAGGUUUGUGCGUAAAGGUGUGCCUAACGAGCACCGCACCAGAAUUUGGAUGGCAGCCAGUGGUGCAAAGGAACGACUGGAGAGCAACCCGGGUUAUUAUCAGUCUCUGCAGGCCAUGGAACACGACUCCAAGCUGAAAGAAACCAUUCAUACAGACAUGCACAGGACCUUUCCUGAUAACGUCCUCUUCCAGAGCAAAGGAGAAGCAAGCCUGCAGACGGCUCUGUACAAUGUGUUGGUGGCCUACGGACACCAUAAUAAGGCAGUGGGGUACUGUCAGGGUAUGAACUUCAUUGCAGGAUACCUCAUCAUCAUCACCAAAGAUGAAGAGAAGUCCUUCUGGCUCAUGGAUGCAUUGUUGGGCAGAAUGCUCCCAGACUACUACAGCCCGGCUAUGUUGGGUCUGAAGACUGACCAGGAGGUUCUUGGGGAGCUGGUCAAGACUAAAGCUCCUGCAAUAGGACAGCUCAUGGCCCAGUAUCCUGGCAUAUGGACUCUGGUGGUGUCACGCUGGUUCAUCUGCCUCUACAUUGACAUACUACCAAUUGAGACCGUUCUGCGGGUCUGGGAUUGUCUUUUCUAUGAGGGCUCCAAGGUUCUUUUCCGUGUUGCUCUGACUCUCAUCAUCCACCACCAGCCAGAGAUCCUAAGAGCUCGCUCUUUGAUGGACGUGUGCGAGUGCUUCAAACAAAUCACCUGUGGAGCUUUCACUCUGGACUGCCACAACUUCAUUCAGAAAAUCUUUACAGAACCUGGGAGCCUAUCUAUGGCAACUAUUGAUAAACUGAGAGAAAAAUGCAAACAACGAAUACUGGAGGAAGAAUCUGGACCACUGUCAGGCUUUUGAUCCACCGCUGAAUAUCUGCUUAACCUGCUUUCAUUCAGUAUAAUAAAGUAACACUGUGUGCAAACAUAAUGGACAUAUUGGUGGAUAUUUGGUUGCUUUUCUUAACAAUUGUUAUUUUACUCUAAUCCAGUUGCCUGGAUGUUCUGAAUCUGUUCAAAUGAUAUUUGUGAACCUUGUCUUUUGCUUGGUUUCACAUGUUUUGCUGCUAUAGAUACUUGAAGAUAAUCACACUUGAUGCUCUGUAGAAAUUUUAAUUUGAAAUUUUACUACAUUGUAUUGUUGAAUUAUUUUACAGAAGUAGUAUGGGAAUGAUUUUUUUUUUACUGUGGAGAGUAAUAGUUGGGAGAAUGCAAUUUGAAUUUUCAGUCUUACGGGGAAAAGAAGAAAUAAUGUCUCUUGCAGUGGAACACUGUUCUAACCGUCCAUUUCUCUUUAAGAAGUAAAAUUAGAUGUAUAAUUUGGUGUGGUAACUGCUGUCCUUAUUUACAAAACCUUGUGUGGCACGUUUUUAUUGUUAACAGAAAUUUAAUAAUUCAGAUUUAGCUCACCUCAAAAGGCCUCUGCCAAACAAAGAUAAAGAGAAGUGGUAAUUGUAGUGUUACAUGAUAGUUCAGUAUAUUAAGUUUAGAAAUCUCCUAGGACUGCUGAGUCACAGAAAAAUCGACUAAACUGUGAAAAUAAUGUCUUAGUCACAAAAAAAAGCAGUUCAGACAAAUGGCUUAUUCUCAGUUAUUCUAUACUCACUAACACCAAUUUUCUACCCCACAUCAUUAUUUUUUUAAUGAUCUUAACAUCGAUCUAGCUUACUACGAUGUGCUACGAUGCCAAGUGGCUCAUGCCAGCCAGAAAUCAAUUGCAUUUGUUAACUCUAUCUUUCAUUGUUGAUUGGCCAUUUGCCCGAGUUAAGAGUUUAUGUCCAAACUAGUUAGGUUUUGAUCCAAGUAAUCAUGGUGCAACCACUUUUAAUAGCUGAUUUAGUUACAAUCAAACUAGUAGUUACUACCCUUCCAGAGUCGACUUCAUACCCUAACUUUACUAUAGCUAGUGCAACCCAGUGCUGGAAGUUAUUCAGUGAAAUAAACAAAUGCAAAAUAAACAACUUUAAAUAUUCUGAUAUGAAAUAAUAUCAAUAUAUAGCUAUUUGUAAGUCCAAAGAGCCUACAGCCAUGUACAGACAGAUGAUGGACAGAUGAUGAGACAAUGGGGCC